CCAGCCUCGCCCGUAUGGUCGAGUUCUACACUACAUUUCUCGGCGGCACCGUGACCUACGGCAACGAGAUGAUAUCUUUCAUCACCUACGACGACGAGCACCACCGCAUUGCCCUGAUCGGAGUUCCAGGCACGGAGGCCAAGAACCCGGCGAGCUGCGGCCUCGAGCACAUCGCCUUCACUUUUGAUACUCUGGAAACCCUGCUAUUGUCGUACCGGCACCGAAAGGUGCGUGGCAUCGAGCCCGUCUGGUGCGUCAAUCACGGCCCUAUUACCAGCAUCUAUUACAAGGAUCCAGACGGAAACAUGCUGGAGACGCAGGUCGACAACUUUGACACGAUCGAGGAGGCAACUGCUUUCAUGAUGGGCGGCGCCUUCACUGAGAAUCCUAUUGGUGUAGACUUUGAUGCCGAGGAGAUGAUUGGGGCCUUGCGCUCCGGCAAGGACGAGAAGGUGUUAAAGAAGCGGCGCGAGAUUGGCCCGCGCGGGCUGCCGGACUUUUCGAGCAUGUAGUGUCGCCCCAGCUUGGCUCCAGCUUGGCGCGUGUUUUUCUUUUUUCACUACU
Messenger RNA from Colletotrichum godetiae, 564 nucleotides. RefSeq names its product glyoxalase bleomycin resistance protein dioxygenase. NCBI's taxonomy places the organism in Eukaryota, Fungi, Ascomycota, Sordariomycetes, Glomerellales, Glomerellaceae. Bases 15 to 512 code for a protein of 165 amino acids. The transcript has a single exon. The record is from RefSeq and is a predicted model, not a curated record.